AUGAUAAUUACUAGUCAAACUUUUGAGAAAGUGUUGCUAAGGCUAUUCAAUGGCUAUCCAGUACAAAAUAGAUUGGCUAUAGCAUUAUCUGGUGGUCCAGAUUCUAUGUUAUUAACUUAUUUAUUAACUGAAUUCAAACUGAUUUAUAAACAAGAUUUAUCAUUACAUGCUAUAACAAUUGAUCAUCAGUAUAGAAAAGAUUCAAGUUUGGAAGCUAAAAGUAUAACAAAGAUUUUGGAAGGUUGGAAUGUGUCUCAUACUGUUGCUGAAUUGAAAUAUGAAAAGGACCCUACGCUAAUUUCCAAUUUUGAAGAAGUUGCAAGAAUUAAAAGGUACGAAAAAUUACAAGAUGAGUGUGAAAAACGAGAUAUAUCAGUAUUAUUUUUAGGACAUCAUCUAGAUGAUCAAUUGGAAACAUUUGUACAAAGGUUACAAGGUAAUUCUUCAAUUUUUGGUUUAUCGGGUACUAGAAAAACUACUAGUUUACCAAUUUCAAAAGAUUUGCCACCAGAUAUUUCAAAAAGAAAAGUACACUUAUUUAGACCUUUAUGGCAGUUUGAUAAGAAAUCUAUAACUGAAACUUGUCAGGUCAAAGAUGUACCUUAUUUUAAAGAUCCAACUAAUGAUGAUGUAAAUUUAACAAGAAGAAAUUAUAUUAGAAAUUUGAUUAACGCGGGGCAAAUUAACAAGCUUGAUUUGAUAGACUUACAAGUGAAAUGUACUGAGUUUACUGACUUACUCGAGGAAAGGGCUAAUAAUUUGUAUAAAUACUUGAAAAACAAUUCAAUGUAUGAGGAAUUUCCACAUUUGGGUAUGAUCAAAAUGCAAAUUCCAAGAAGAUGUUUUGAUAAAGAGAAUGAAUUGAUAACAAGUAGAUUUUUAUAUCAGAAAUUGCAUCCUAUAUCAUCAUCAAAACAUUAUCAUUGGAUUUACGCUAAAAUUGAACGACAAUUAAUUCCUAAAAUACAAAAAUUUUUAGAGGAAGAGUCGAGCUAUUUGAAGCUAAGUAUAAUGAACUGUGAGUGUAUCAUCAAGAAGGAUCAUGAUUUUGUUUCAAUUGAUAUAUCUCGAUGUAAUGUUGCAAGAUUUGAAAUUCCAAAUAUUUCGUAUACUGAAAAUGUGCUGAAUUUAUGGAGUGAUUGGAAGUUAUUUGACUCAAGAUUUUGGCUAAGGUUUAAUUCCUCAAUAGACAUGGCAAUCAAACUUAUACCUUAUAGUAAAUCACAUCAACAGAUACUUCAUUCUGAUUUGAUUCAAUUUAGAGACAAGUUGCAUAAUAAUUUACCAUGUGUGUUGUACAAUGACAGAAUAAUAUUAUUUCCAACCUUGAAUAUAAAUGUAAAUAGUCAACUACAAGUUGAAUGGUCAUUAAAGGCCAAUAGAUUUGAUUAUUAUAAGUAUAGUAAUAAUUUAUAGUAGCUUAUAUAGUACUGCAUAUAAGUAGUUUACUGCAAUGUAAGAAAAAAAAAUAUAAAUAUAAACCAAAUUGUAUACCAACUAAAUUUGACAACCAAUUUGUUAAAUAGAGGAUUAUGCCCUCUACAUCUUCUUAUAAAGGUUUGAUUCCUAAUCAAGGAAGUAUAUCUAAUAUAGGAGGAUCUAAUUCUAUACAAUCACCAAAACCACCUUUAAUUCAACCAUCAUUACAAUCUGUUGUUACGCCUAGGGCAAAAUUACCUACAAUUAAUAAACCAUCAGUUAAACCACAACAAUUAUUCAAACUAAGUCAUCAAAGGAUAAAUAUAGAUAUUGAUUUAUCUGAUAAUUCAAUAAAUGGUUUUACUGAAUUAACUAUUAUACCUACUUCAAAUACAUUAAAAUUAAUUAAACUAGAUUGUCGAGAAUUAAAUAUUAAAGAUAUUAUAAUUAAUGAUAUCCCAUGUACAAAUUAUGUUUAUGAUGAUAUUUUAUAUCUUAAUGAUCCAUCUAUAUUUGAAGAAUCUAUAAAUGAGAAUAAAAUUAAUUUAAUGGAUUUAUAUUCAGAAAAUAUAGGCAUACAUCAACAUCAUAUUAUUAAAGAAAAACUCAAUUAUAUACUAAAUGAUGAAGAGUCAAAUACUCAAGAAUUGAAAAUUCUACUACCUGAAAAUAUGAAUUUUGAAUUAACUGAUUUAAAUAGUUUAAAUACCCCAGGAAGUCAUCCAAAUACAGCUACUCCAUUACAUUUAAAAUCAAAAAACACAGUAAAUGAAUUUUAUACUCCAAUUACAAUUAAAAUAAAUUAUUAUUUAAAAAAUCCACAAAAUGGUGUUAAUUUUAUAACGAAUGAUAAUAUUGAUAAAAAAUCAUGGCAUGCAUAUACUUUAAAUUCAGAUUAUAAUAUUUCAACUUCUUCAUGGGUACCUUGUAUUGAUAAUUUUUGGGAACGAUGUACAUGGUCAUUAGAAAUAAAUAUACCCAGAUCAUUAAAAGAUAUAGGAAAUCCAAGAAUAAUGGAUUCUACACAACAUGAAGAAGAUCAAGAUAUGGAAGAAGAUGAUGAAGGAGAAGAAGAUAAUGACGAUUUAGAUUUAACUGUAUGUUCUGGUGAUUUCAACAAUGUUAAAGAAACUCCACACCCCCACGAUUUUUCCAAAAAAAUAGUUUCAUGGUCUAUAUUCAAUCCAGUUUGUGCUCAUCAUGUUGGUUGGGCAAUUGGUUGUUUUUCAAGUUUUACAUUAGCUCCAAUAAUUGAUAAAGUUGAAAAUCAAGAUGAUGAGGAAGAAUCAGAUAAUACAAAUUUUGAUGAUAAAGAUGGUACAAAUUCUCCAAUUACAAUUUAUGCAUUACCUCAAGAUUUAGAAAUAGCUCAAAAUACCUGUAUUAUAGCAAAUCGAGCAUUGGAUUAUUUUCUGAAAGAAUUUGGUUCAUUUCCGUUUAGUUCUUAUAGUAUGGUUUUUGUUAAAUUUUCACCAAUAAUGAGUAAUGGAUUUGCUGGUUUAUCAAUAUUAUCAGAUCAAUUAUUAUACCCUCCAAAUUUAAUAGAACCAAUGUUUACAACAACUGAUAUACUUUUGAAAAGUAUUGCAUCACAAUGGGCUGGUAUAAAUAUAGUUCCACAAACUUUUAAUGAUAUGUGGUGUACCAUUGGAAUUGCUGGUUUUAUGGCAACAUCAUAUAUAAAAAAGUUAAUGGGUACAAAUGAAUAUCGUUAUCAAAUUAAAAAUACAAUGAAUAAGAUAGUGGAAGAAGAUAUUGGUAAAAAACCAAUUGCAAUGCAAUUAUUUAAAUUCCCUGUUUUUGAAAAAGACUUAGAAUUUUUAUGGUUAAAAUCUCCAAUUGUUUUAUAUAUAUUAGAUAAUCGAAUGAUUAAAACUGAUAAAUCAUUUGGAUUAUCAAGAGUUUUACCUAAAUUAUUUCUUCAAGCAAUGUCUGGAGAUUUACCAAAUGGUACUUUAUCAACUGAACAUUUUCAAUAUGUUUGUGAAAAAGUAAAUAGAAAUAAACUUGAUAAUUUUUUUAAACAAUGGAUUUUUGGUGCUGGUUGUCCAAUAUUCAGAAUUAGUCAAAGAUUUAAUAGGAAAAAGGGUAUGGUUGAAAUGAAUAUUCGUCAAGUACAACAUCAUGAACAUAAACAUAAACGUUUAAAAGAAUCAACAUAUAUUGAUGAUGCAAUUUCUUAUUUAGAUGAUUUACAAGAUUAUCCAAUUCAACCAAUUUUUACUGGUCCAAUGACUGUAAGAAUUCAUGAAUCAGAUGGUUCACCAUAUGAACAUAUAGUUGAUUUAAAAGAUGGUAAUGUUAAAUUAGAUAUUCGAUAUAAUUCAAAAUUUAGAAAAAUAAAGAAAAAAGAUGAAGGUAUUGAUCCAGGUAUUGAUUUUAAUCAAUUUGGUGAUGUACUAAUUGAUCCACAAGAAAUGCAUCAAUGGAAUUUACAAGAUUGGGAUAAAAGAGAUGAAGAAUCUUUAAGUUCUGAACCAUUUGAAUGGAUUAGAGGUGAUGUUGAUGCUGAAUGGAUUGCAAAAAUUGAUGUUAAACAACCCGAUUUUAUGUAUGGUUCACAAUUAAUUUAUGAUCGAGAUGUCGAUGCACAAAUGGAAGCUAUUAGAUAUUUUGGAGAAGUUGAAAAACCAACAAAGAUAUAUUGCACUGCAUUAGUAAGGACAAUAAUGGAUCCAAGAUAUUUUUAUGGUGUUAGAAUUGCUGCUGCAAAGGCUUUAGCUACUUGUUCAAAUGAAUCAAAUAAUUUUAUUGGUGUUCCUUAUUUAAUUGCAACUGUUAAAUCAUUAUAUUGUUUCCCAGAUAGUUCAAUUCCAAAAUCUAAUGAUUUCAAUGAUUUUCGAAGUUAUUUACUAUUAAAAUCUAUACCAAGUAUGUUAGUAUUAGUUAAAGAUAAUCAAGGUAAAGUGCCAAAGGCAAUUCAACAAUUAUUAUUAAAUUUAGUUAAAUAUAAUGAUAAUUCAAUGAAUCAAUUUGAUGAUUGUUUAUAUGUUUCUGAAUUGAUUAAAAAUUUAACUAAAAGUGCUAUAUUAGGUUGGAAUGAAGAUUCAAAUGAAAGAUUUGUUCAAUUAGUAUUAACUGAAUUAAAUAGAUUACAAAAAUUAGAUCAAUGGACUCCGUCAUAUCAUAAUAUUAUCGAAAUUACCUGCAUCAAAGCUAAGAUUAAAAUGGCACUAGUUGGUGCUAUUCAAUUAUCAUUUGAAGAUUUAUUAAUUUUAACAUUAGAUAAAUAUCCAAUGGAAAGUAGAGUUGAAUCAAUGAGAGGUUUAUUACAAUUGGGUGGAUUGAAGAAUAAAACAAUUUUAAAUUAUUUUUUAAAAUUAUGUUUAUUAAAUUUUACAAGACCAUCAUAUAGAAAGAAAUUGAUUGAAAGUUUAAUUAAAUCAUUAGUUUCAGCUGCAAUUCAUGGUGGUGCUUCAAAUUUAGAUGAUCCUGAAUUUAGAACUGAACAAAACCAAGAAGUUCAAACCGAUCAAAUGAUUAUAAUAGAUGAAGGUUCAAAUAAAGAUAUGAGAAAUAAACAUGAUUUAAUGGCUAGAGAAUCUAUAAAAGGUUCAAUUAAAAUUUUAAGAAGAGAUUUUUCAAUUGGAAAAGGAUUAAAAUUGGUAUUUUGGGAAUUAAUUCAUUCUUCAUUAUUAUCAAUUAAUGAAAAACGAGAUAUUUAUCUUAUGACACAAAUUUUAUAUAAUAAUAUUGAUUCAUUUAUUGUUAAAUUAUCUGUUCCAAAUGUUCCAAUACAAGAAUUUAAGAAGAAAAUAGUUGCAAAGAAUUUAGGUGAUGGUAAAGUUGUAUUUAGAAGAGAAGGUAGAUUUAAAAUUCAAUUAGCAAGUAGAUUUUUACCAAAACCAGUUGUAAAACAAGAAAAAUCAUUAAGAGUAUCAUUAAGAUCAUCAAUUGAACAAAUACCACCACCACCUCCAAUUGUAACCCGUGAAUCAUUAGUUGAAGAUAAUGCAGGAUUGAUAACUAUAAAAUUACCAAAAGAAAGACUAAAAAUAAUUAAACAAAAUGCUGAAAAUAGAAUAUAUCAAUCUUCAAAUGUUUAUAUUUCAAAUUUUGUUGUUAAAAUCAAAUCUCUACAAUUGAGAAUUGAACCAUUUCAUCGAUAUAUUAAAAUUAAUACUAAAAGAAGAAUUAUUGAAAGGUCAAAACAUCCCUUUGAUGAGGAUGUCAAAUACAUAAAAACCGACGAUAUUAGAAACGAUUUAGUUUCAGCAGGUUCAACUUUUGUACCUGCAAUUAAUCAAGAAAGUAUAUCGAUGAAAACUGAUCAAAAUAAUAUCGAAACUAUGGAGUUAGAUAAUGAGGAACAGAAUAAGAAUCAAGGUGAUAAUAUAAAGAAAGAAAAUGAAAAUGAAAGGAGUCAAAUUAAUACUGAAAAUAGACCAGAUGAAUCUAGUAAUUUAAAUCAUGCAGAUAACGAAGCUAAUCAAUCAAAUGGGACAAGUAUUGUUAAUGAACCACCACAGAAAAUUUCUAAUAACGCUGAAAUUAAAGUUGUAAAUAAACCUGAAGAUACAUCUGGUGGUAAUUCAAUUGAAGAUAAUGUUGAACACAAGGUUGAAGAGGUUCCUGAAGAGGUUCCUGAAGAGGUUCCUGAAGAUGUACCUGAGGAUGAGGCUGAUCAUAAAACUCCCAUUGAUACUAGUCAAGCAAAUGAGGUUGAAAAGGAAGCAUCGAUUACCAUUGAAGAAAAAGACAAUGUAAUGCUUAAUUCAAAGAAUCACACCAAUGGAAACUUAACACCAACUCAAUCACCACAGAAACAACCUCAAGAAGAAAACAAUGAAUCAAAUGAAGUACAGAAACCAAAAUUACCUAAAAUACGUUUCAAAUUGACAAAGAAUGAUUCUGAGAAAAAAUCAAAUAAUGAUACUCCAGAAGCAACAAAUGAAAAUAGAAAUGGAGAUGAAAACCAGAACUUAUGA
Insectozyma verbasci is the source of this 6347-nucleotide messenger RNA. The record is from the annotation of a GenBank genome assembly. Lineage: Eukaryota; Fungi; Ascomycota; Pichiomycetes; Serinales; Debaryomycetaceae.